GGUGGUAACAGAGGAAAGGAUAAUUGCCUUUGAUCAAGUGGCACAAUGGGAAGGUCCCCAUGCUGCGAUGAGAAUGGCCUUAAGAAAGGACCCUGGACUCCUGAAGAAGACCAAAAGUUAGUUCAGCAUAUCCAGAAACAUGGCCAUGGAAGUUGGAGAGCACUCCCUAAGCUAGCCGGUCUCAACAGAUGUGGGAAAAGUUGUAGGCUAAGGUGGACCAACUAUCUAAGGCCUGACAUCAAGAGGGGGAAGUUUUCUCAAGAAGAGGAGCAAACAAUUCUGCAUCUCCAUUCCAUCCUUGGAAACAAAUGGUCAGCAAUUGCAACCCAUCUUCCAGGCAGGACGGAUAAUGAGAUCAAAAAUUUCUGGAAUACUCAUUUAAAGAAAAAGUUGAUUCAGAUGGGUUUUGAUCCAAUGACACACCAACCUAGAACUGACCUUGUUACGAGCUUGCCAUAUCUGCUAGCUUUGGCCAACAUGACAGACCUUAUGGAUCAUCAGUCAUUGGAUGAACAAGCUGUGAGGUUACAAGCAGAGGCAGUUCAGCUAGCAAAGCUUCAAUACCUUCAUUAUCUAUUCCAAUCCUCAAACUCCUUAAGUACCAACUCCUAUGACCAAAAUGCCACCACAAGCAUGGAACCUUACAGUUUGUUAAACUCAAUCUCUAAUGUGAAAGAGAAUCCAGUGAUAGACUGCUUGCAACCAGAUACUCCAGUCUCAUUUUCUCAUGGCAUUGCUAGCUCCCAACCACUCCACCACCCAAGCGUGCUACCUCACUUUUUAGACCCACAAGUCUCUUUCAGUUCCCAAUCAUGUUUGAAUAGUGAGCAAGGUCAAGGUACCAACUUUGCAGUGGUAAGUCAAGGGGAUCACACUGCUGAUCAUGACUCAUCCUGGAUUAUUCCAUCCCCUGCUCCAUCUAUUCCUCCAAAUGUGAUAGGGACCUCAGCUAGCAAUCCAGGAGAUGCCAGCAGCAGCACUUCUAGUUAUGGAGGAGGACCCUCAUCUUAUUGGUGUGAACUAUUCUUUGAGGACCCCAUAAUGCAUGAUCUAUCUUAGUAUUUUAUUUGAAAGAAGUUGAAUUAUGGUGUGUGUUAUGCCUUUUUUAAUUUGCUUCUUGCAACUUAAAGCAUAUAUAUAUAUAUAGGCCCUAGCUAGGUAUAUAUAGAUGUGUUUUGUCCAUUUAUAUAUUAUACGUAUUUAUAUAUCAAUACUAUGUUUUGUACAUAACUUCAAGACAGUUCCAUUUAUCGAACCGGUUUGAAUGUCAGUAUGAUAGUAUCAUUUUUAACAGUUCUAUAU
This is a messenger RNA of Abrus precatorius (Indian licorice), 1302 nucleotides long. Its product is annotated as transcription factor MYB93-like. The transcript is spliced from 3 exons. The record is from RefSeq and is a predicted model, not a curated record. The coding region runs from base 46 to 1059 and encodes 337 amino acids. NCBI's taxonomy places the organism in Eukaryota, Viridiplantae, Streptophyta, Magnoliopsida, Fabales, Fabaceae.